GAUGCCUCGGGCAGCGCAUGCGCAGAAAGGUGGCAGCUCAGGAAGAGGAAAAUAGGAAAAGAGCAGGGGAAGAGAGGAAAAUAAGAAAGGGAAAGCGCUCGGGAAAGGGUCGGCGGGCUCUGCAUAUAAACAGGGGCGUCCGGUUAAUGAGGGAGAGGGGUCAGCGCUGGGGCUGCUUGUUGUUACUUUAUUACUAGGCCCGAGCGCUCCACAUAGGCCUAAACUCGGGGGGGUGUCCGCUUCUUCCUGACACCCAGGAACCCACUGUGCGUUAUAUCAGCUCCUCUCUCUCACCCCUCCAUGGUGGCGCCGGGUAGCGGGGGCGGAGCAGCAGCAGCAUGAACAGCGGACUGACCUCGUCCCCAUCCCCGGUAGUAGUGGCAGUAGCAGGUCUCGCGGGGGUCCCCGGGGCCAAACUUAAGUUCUGCCGCUACUACGCCAAGGACAGGACGUGCUUCUACGGGGACGAGUGCCAGUUCCUACACGACGACCAACUCGGGGGGAUCCACGGUAAUGGCAACUCCCCGCUCAGCCUUCCCGGCGGGGGCCCAUCUGCUGUCUACUCGCAGGCCGUCACCCCUGUGGGGAGUAAGAAGGUGGAACUGGCGGGACUGGAAGCCCAGCGCUUGUCCAUUCCUGGUUUAGAUGCUGGUGCUAUUCCAGACACCAGUCUUACAGAUUCCUACUUCAGUACCAGCUUUAUUGGUCUUAAUGGAUUUGGAAGUCCUGGUGAAGCGAACUAUCCAAGAAUGCAGCAAAGAAUGACUAACAGCAGCAGUUCCCCCAGCCUUCUUAAUGACAGUGCCAAGCCAUAUGCAGCCCAUGACCCUUUAGGUUCGCCCGCCUCAGCAAUGUUUAACGAUUUUGGUGGACUCACUAUGUCUCAACGACGAAAGGCUCCUAAUCCAACUGCAAAUGAGUUUAUUCCAAAGGGUGGAUCAACUUCAAGGUUAAGUAACAUGUCCCAGUCCAGCAUGUCUGCCUUUUCCCAAGCUCUGUUCUCACAUCCAUCCAUGGGAGGUCCUACUGGAGCUGGCCUUGCUCCAGGCAUGUCCCUGUCCGCUGGAUCUUCUCCACUGCAUUCCCCGAAAAUCACACCCCACACCUCUCCUUCUCCUCGACGAAGGAGCCAUACGCCGAACCCUGCAAACUACAUGGUGCCUACCAGUGCCUCGACUCCUGUCACAAAUUCUGUCUCCCAGCCGCCAUCAGCAGCAGAGGUCAUUCAGAAAGCAACUGUGGGUGGCACAACCUAUUUCUACACAGAUACGACUCCAGCACCGCUCACAGGAAUGGUUUUUCCAAACUAUCAUAUUUACCCUCCAACUGCACCACAUAUUGCUUACAUGCAACCAAAAGCAAAUGCACCGUCCUUCUUUAUGGCAGAUGAGCUGAGACAGGAAUUAAUAAACAGGCAUUUAAUAACAAUGGCUCAAAUCGACCAAGCAGAUAUGCCAGGAGUACCUGCAGAAGUUGACAGCUACCAUAGCCUCUUUCCACUGGAACCACUGCCUCCUCCCAAUCGGAUUAAAACAAGCAACUUUGGAUAUAUCACGUCAUGCUACAAGGCAGUAAACAGCAAAGAUGAUUUGCCUUACUGUCUACGCAGGAUUCAUGGGUUCCGCCUUGUAAACACCAAGUGCAUGUCUUUGGUUGAUACAUGGAAAAAAAUUCAGCACUCGAAUAUCGUCACCUUACGAGAAAUGUUUACCACCAAAGCUUUUGGAGAACAUUCCCUUGUGUUUGCAUAUGAUUUUCAUGCUGGAAGUGAAACAAUGAUGAGCCGGCAUUUUAAUGACCCAAGUGCAGAUGCUUAUUUCACAAAACGGAAAUGGGGGCAGCACGAUGGUCCAUUACCUCGUCAACAUGCUGGUCUGCUUCCUGAAUCCCUCAUUUGGGCUUAUAUUGUCCAGCUAAGUUCCGCCUUGAGAACAAUUCACACAGCAGGCUUGGCAUGCCGCGUUAUGGAUCCAACAAAAAUUCUUAUUACUGGGAAAACAAGGCUGCGGGUCAACUGUGUUGGAAUCUUUGACGUUUUGACAUAUGAUGGAAGUCAGAAUAAUCCAGUGGCUUUAAUGCCUCAAUACCAGCAAGCGGACCUGAUCUCAUUAGGGAAGGUCGUAUUGGCUUUGGCCUGCAACUCCCUGGCAGGAAUCCAACGUGAGAAUCUGCAGAAAGCUAUGGAACUUGUCAACAUCAACUACUCCUCUGACUUAAAAAAUCUUAUUCUGUACUUGCUGACUGAACAGAACAGGAUGCGCAGCGUCAAUGACAUCAUGCCAAUGAUUGGUGCUAGAUUUUAUACCCAGUUGGAUGCUGCUCAGAUGCGCAAUGAUGUCAUAGAAGAGGACCUUGCAAAGGAAGUACAGGAUGGACGGUUGUUCAGACUUCUGGCAAAACUGGGAACAAUUAAUGAGAGACCAGAGUUCCAGAAAGACCCAGCCUGGUCAGAAACUGGGGACAGAUACUUGCUCAAGCUCUUUAGGGAUCAUCUUUUCCAUCAGGUGACAGAAGCUGGGACUCCAUGGAUCGACCUCAGUCAUAUUGUGUCUUGUCUUAACAAGUUAGAUGCUGGCGUACCAGAAAAAAUCAGCCUCAUUUCCAGGGACGAGAAGAGUGCACUUGUGGUGACUUACAAUGAUCUUAAACGCUGCUUUGAAAAUACCUUUCAGGAACUGGUCGCAGCCGCAAACGGGCAGUUGUAGUAUUUGCUGAUGAGCAUGCGGGGCAUUGCUUAGGAACUCAACCAAUAGCAAAUUGCACUACAGCUGGUUUGUUGCCGUCAUUGUCAUCUCAUUUCACCAUUGGGAAUCAAACAGGAGACGAGCGAAGCUGCUUGCACUUCAGUCAGGUACACUGUUACUUGGAAGGAAGAAUGUUUCAUUUAUCCUAGAGCUAUGGCUGCCAACGGAGGCUUUAUCUGUGAAGAAUUUUAUUUUAAAUAAUGGAGCGUCAUCGGAUGAAUGAUGUUCCUGCUUUUAUUUUUCCACUUGCAUAUGCACUAAUUUUAAUUUUAAGACUAUCUGACCUUUUGAAGGCAAUUUCUUCUUCCUUUAUUUUUUUUUUUUUUAUCCUCCACCCUCCGCCAUGUAUAAACAUCUAACCAAGGACACUGGUUUGCCAUCAAGAAAAAGACGACAAUAAUUAUAUCUUGUGCCCCAGUGGUGUAUAAGGACCAGGCAGAGGAGUGAUUUCACAUACACUGCUGUUUUACAGACUUUUUUUCAAUCUAGAAAUGAUAUAUAGAAGGUCUUUCCCAUCCCCCCACUGGCCUUCAAUUGCUACCAAAUGGAUUGUGAGGACAUAGGAAUAAAGUAAAGACACACAAACACACACAUGAACUAAUAUGGUAGACACCUGUGCUGUUGCUCAUGCUCACUACCGGACUUCGGCUCUUUAAGGAUGUGCAUUUAAAUGUGGGUUUCUAUAAAAGAAACGCAGCCAGCGCCCUAUUGCAGUCUCUGUACAUAGGAUCUCCUGCUUGCCUGGCACAUACAUGACAUUUUUGUUUCCUCUAUUCCUUAGAAGAACCACAGCUUUAUAAGGUACCAUACACUGGAUACUGAGACUCCCAGAUGCAGCAAUUUCCUGCCCCUGCGAGCGUGUGCAAUUCCUAGAAAGUGAUUGGUUUUGCCUCUUGCAGUACAACAACUCACUGUUCCCCCUACCAUGUUUGUAUCCCUCUCAACUAUCCGUUUUGUUAAAAAAAAACGAGAAAAAAAAAACGAUAUAUUUUUGUCUCCUUGCUAAAAGUAGCUGUAAAUCGACACAACGUAUUCACUGAAUUUCUUGCAGAAUAACUGAAUAUUUUUUAUUGCCAAAAGUAAGAUUUUUUGCUCUUAGAGGCUUCAUUUCUAAAGGGUUUUGUUCUUUUGGGAUGGGGUUAGGGUGGUCUUCUGAGUAUUUAUAUCAUAAAACUGAUGCUCAGCAACAGGAACGACCGACUGAGUAUUGCGGCUGAAAUAAACUACUUUUUUUAAAUGAAAAGAAAAGCUUUACUAUAAGGUUGUGCUUUCACGUACGGAAGAACCAGGCCGCCGUCCUUCAUGCUUCACGACAUUGUAGGAGAACGCAGAUUCUUUUUGUAAUCGUCCUUAACUGAGAAGCGAGAGUGCAGCCUUACGAGGAUAACGUUUGCCACAUGGUGUUAUAUGGGUUUUUUUUUUUAUGUACAAGAAAUUCCGCCUUUGAGGAGAUAAAUGAGCAAGAACAGUGUUUUAUCAUUAGCCUACGUAAGAUCACAAGAGAAGCAGCUGUCUUUUUUUUUUUUUUUUUAUGUUUUUGGAAAAAAAAGUAUCAUAUGGGAGUUUUUUGUAAAAAAAGAGAUACUUGUAUUCUACAAAAGAGAUGCUUAAUUUAUAAGCGGACUGCAUUUACACUUUGUUUUUUCCAUUUGUUAAUUCUGUUCUGCUGUAAGGACCUGACGCGUGCUCACCACUUACAGGGAUUUCCAGCAUAUUAUAAAGGGGAUCAUACAUGUCCAUGUCGGUGUUUGGAAGUACUUAUACAUAUAUACCUAGUGGGGGGGGGGUUCUCCGUUUUAUUUUAUUUUUCCUUUUGGGACCAAUAUUUUAGAAGAAAGCAGAAUGGCAGGCUUUCAACCAGCAUAACAAUCUUGGUGUUUAUGGGAGGGGAAAAAAUCAAAUGAAAUACUGCUGCCGGCUUAUUUGCUUUAAUCCAUACUUUUAUCUCAGGAUUAAAACAAGAGCGAUUUUAUAUAGGUAUGUUUGGUCCAUGCACACAGUCAGAAUCCGAAAACCCACCAGAUACCAUACUUCUCUUUUACGCCAAUCCGAACCAACCAACCACACACAGUUAAACGAGAUUCUUUAUAACUCAACUCUUAAUGAGUAGCAAUAACCCGCUGCCAACGCAAGUCGUGCCGUCCCGAAAACAGUGGACAGAAUCGGGUGCAGCAUCGCCCCGACAGAUACAAAAGCACAGGAAGAAACAAUGUUCCAAAACAUUUAAGCAAAAAAAAAAAAAAUCAUGAGGUGUUUCUUUUAAAUUUUUUUGUACAUGUUUUAAAUUUUAUUUUCUCUUUGUGUAAAUAUUUUGGGUACUUUUUUUCCCCUCUCUAUUGCAUCUUCAGCUUCCUUUAUAAUGUACUUUUUUUUUUUUCUAUUGUCAUGAUCCCCAAAUGUUACCCAUCAUUUUUGUUUUCACGUGUACAGCAGUAUUUUUUAAUAAAGGUUAAAAUAAAUCAA
Molecule: messenger RNA, 5207 nt
Organism: Xenopus laevis (African clawed frog)
Lineage: Eukaryota; Metazoa; Chordata; Amphibia; Anura; Pipidae
Gene: pan3.S
Product: poly(A) specific ribonuclease subunit PAN3 S homeolog
Exons: 18
Coding region: 339-2705 (788 amino acids)
Biological process (GO): positive regulation of cytoplasmic mRNA processing body assembly; nuclear-transcribed mRNA poly(A) tail shortening; nuclear-transcribed mRNA catabolic process, deadenylation-dependent decay
Cellular component (GO): PAN complex; nucleus; P-body
Molecular function (GO): ATP binding; poly(A) binding; RNA binding
Source: RefSeq, a predicted model, not a curated record